Messenger RNA from Esox lucius (northern pike), 3830 nucleotides. RefSeq names its product methyl-CpG binding domain protein 3a (gene mbd3a). The record is from RefSeq and is a predicted model, not a curated record. The coding region runs from base 134 to 868 and encodes 244 amino acids. NCBI's taxonomy places the organism in Eukaryota, Metazoa, Chordata, Actinopteri, Esociformes, Esocidae. The transcript has 7 exons.
CGUCAUCGUUAGCGCUCCUGGCAGAAUUAUAGUAAGCAGAUCCACACAACAACAACAGUUUCUAGCCAUAUUUUACAAUUCCAUGCAGAUUUCCCAAUCGACAUAAAUCCAGCAAUCAUAACUUCUAAGAAGCAUGGACAGGAAAAGCGACCCUGGCAAGAGAUUCCUAAGCAAGCCCCAACUUGCUCGCUACCUGGGCAACACUAUGGAGGUGCAUGCCAUUGACCCCCGAGCAGGAAGGAUGCUCAUGAACAAGCUGCACAGGAAUAGGCACAAGCAUCGUUAUGACAACAACCAUCAGGUCAAGGUCAAGCCAGACCUGAAUACGACCCUACCAGUCCGACAGACAGCGUCCAUCUUUAAACAGCCUGUCACCAAGGUGACCAAUCACCCAAGUAACAAAGUGAAGACAGACCCCCACAAAGCUGUUGACCAACCAAGACAGCUGUUUUGGGAGCGAAAACUGAGUGGUCUUAGUGCGUUUGACAUAGCAGAGGAACUGGUGAAGACAAUGGACCUUCCUAAGGGCCUACAGGGUGUUGGACCUGUGUGUUCAGACAAGACCCUCCUGUCUGCCAUCGCCAGCGCCCUGCACACCAGCCCCGCCCCCGUCACUGGUCAGCUGACCGCUGCUGUGGAGAAGAACCCUGGGGUCUGGUUGAACACCGCCCAGCCACUCUGCAAAGCCUUUAUGGUGACCGAUGAGGAUAUCAGGAAGCAGGAGGACCUGGUCCACAGCGUAAGGAGGAGGCUGGAGGAGGCGCUGAUGGCGGACAUGUUGGCUCACAUAGAGGACUCCACCAAUGAAGCAGACACAGACGCUCUGAAGGAGGAGCAAGCUGAGCAAGAGGACAAGAAAGAUGUAUAGCUGAGGUUGCUGAAUUCUACAGAGAGCUGCCUGGAACCCAGUAUUCAACCCAUACAUCCAUAAUCACACACACAGGACACUCACCAGGAUCUCACUAGCAUCUGUCAACAUGAAGGACCCUCUUUAGUCUCUGUUGGGAAGUCGGCCAAGAAAAUGGGAUUCAAAUUGAUUUUCGACCCAUUUAAACAUUUUUUAAGCCUUUACACAAUACUUUGAGGUUUAGAGAUUCAAUUCACAAAUUGUUACCCUCACUAAUUGGUUGGAAUGUGGACAGGUAUGUAUGGUGCUUUAGGCAAUGUAGUCUAGCCCUCUUGUGAACACUCACAAGUUCAAGGUUGAGACAGAGUUUCUGUAUGUUUUUCUGUCGUACCUGUUGUCACAAUAUGUGUGUGUCAUUAUGGGACACCUCUCACCCAUUCAUCUUUGCUCUUGUGUUACCCUGGUACCACCCAGUAUCCUUUGCCCGGCAGGGAAAAUUAGUGGGUGGCUAGAGGUUGGUGCUAAUUGGGCAAGGGACUACAUGCUGGAGGCGACUAAAAUGGGCUUUGGAAAAGAACAUUGUGUCAGAAUUAAGCAUGCAUCAAAUGACCUUAUGUAUGUAUAUAUACAUAUUUAUAAACCGAGGGUUAGAAUGCUGAAUGGCUGAUAGCUGUGGUAUAUGGAAACAUAUACUACAGGUAUGAUAUCACAUUUUAUUACUCUAAUUGUGUUGGUUACCGGUUUAUAAGAGCAAUAAGGCAUCUCAGGGGUUUGUGAUAAAUUGCCAAUGUACUAUUGCUAAGAGCUGAGUCCAGGCACUUCGCAAUGUGUCAUAACUAAGGACAGCUCUUAACCAUGGUAUAUUGGCAAUAUACCAUAUCCCCUUGUGCCUUAUUGCUUACAUAUAUCUAUAUGUGUGUGUGUAUGUAUACAUAACAUACAGCUUUUGUUAUCCCUAUCUAAUAAUUGGGUUUUGUGUUCUUCAAACAGCAGUAUAUUGUUUGAACGGUUUUGAAAUGUGGUGCUCUCUGCAUUGAGGUUGAACAGGCUGUCAUGACUCAAACUCACCUGUGCUAUGAGUUAAAAAUGGUGCAAAUUUUAUCUAGUUUCAUCUUUGCUUUCAUGUUCCAUGUUACAUUGUUGAACUGUCAGUAGGUGUGAGAGCUAACAGACUGCUCCACUACUCUGAAAUAGUUGCCUAUUUGGGAUUUUCUAUUUUUAAUGUUUUUUGUAUCUUUUUUUGUUAAACUUUGCUUUGUGGCAAGUUUGCAGCAAUGCUAUAGUUAUUUAACGUUUCUUUUUAUUAAGAUUCAAAUUGUUUUAAAUUGUAUGAAAUGUUUCCCUAAAACUGUUUUGAUUUGAAAAAUUAAUGGGAAGAUUAUUCACUGUCAUAUGAAGAUAGCUCCCCAUAAAAUCCCAUGAAACAAAAAUGUUCAAAUUAUACUUUAUACAGUUCUGUCCUUAAGUAUUUGGACUGCGACACGUUUCGUUUUUUUGGCUCUGUACUCCAGUACAUUGGAUUUGAAAUGAAACAAUGACAAAUAGGUUGAAGUGUAAACUGUCUGCUUUGGUUUGAGGUUAUUUACAUACAGCUGUUAUUAUUUUUUUACAUAGCCCCCCCCCCACCACCACCCUUUUUUUAAGAGUCCACAGGUAAUUGGAAAAGUUAAUAUCAUCUUAAUGUCAUUGUAUUUAGUACUUGGUUGCAAAUCCUUGGCAUUCAGUGACUACCUGAAGUCUCCAAACCCUAGACAUCACCAAAUGCUGGGUAUAUUCACCCAACCAGAAUCCAUGCUCAGUUGGAUUCUGGUUGGGUGAUUGACUUGGCCAGUCAAGAGUAUUAAAUAUUUUGGCCCUGAACAAUGUGGUUUGUUUGGGAUCAUUGCUGCAAGAUGAAGUGCUGUCCAACUGAUUUUAAGACAUUUGGUUGUAUCAUGAUGUUUCUUUACACUUCAAAAUGUAUUGUGCUGCUUAUGUCAGUGGUUACAUCACCAGUGAAGAUAAGUGAGGUAGUUCAAGUAGCAGCCAUAUCGUGCCCUAAACCUAACACCUUGAACUUUCACAGCUCUUGGUUUUUUUUCUCCUGUACUUUCUUCUUACCAUUCCUUUGGUACUUGGUAAUUUUCAACUAAGCUGUCCAUAAUCCCUUUUUGCCAGAACUGUCCAAGCUCUUUUUGGUAUUUUUCAUUUUCUUGUGUUGGGGCUAACUUGUAUUAUUCCUUUGUGUUUUUUUGUUGUGUUUUUUACCUUGCAGUCCACCCUCUAGUUUGGCUGGUGAAGUCUUCUGUGAGUGGUAGUGGCUAAUGAAUCAAUGUCUACCUCCUGGAGAGAGUUCCGGAUCUGUUGCACAGUUCUUAUUUUUUAUUUUUUCUCUUUAUGGUGAGCAUGCUUUGGUCAUUUAGACCUAAAGACCUUCCUUGAUCGAGCAAGUCACUUCUCAUUGCUGAGCUAACCAGUGCAAGCCGAAUGUUUUGGCUGUCUCCAAUUGAUUUAUUCUGAUUCAUCAUGAUGGCUUGACUUGGAUUUACACUUCUACUUUGUGAUGUUAAAUAGCAGCAAUUGACCCCAAAUGCCAAGCCUAGAAUCAAGAUUCGACUUUGACGGCUCUCGUCUAUGCACGGAUGAUGCAAACGAACACGUCUGCCUACAAAGAAACUGCUGUGAAGCAAAUUCUCUUGGUGCAUUUAAAUAGAGGGACUAUGUAUUAAACAUGCUUUUAUUUAUUAAUUGUUAAUUUGGAUGAAAAAUACCCUCAACUUAAAGCUGACUGUCUGCACAUUUACCCCAUCAUCAUUGUACCUUUCCAAUCCUAAAUUCUGGAGUACAGAACCAAAACAACAAAGCCUUGGUCACUGUCCAAAUACUUAAAUAUAUAUUUUUCUUUUCCCAUACCAGGACUUCUACCAUUGCCUCUUUUUGAAAUGUGACAUCAAACAAAUCUUUAUAAUUUUUUUCAAUAACUAAUAAAUGCAAACUCUUUCAA